This is a messenger RNA of Erythranthe guttata (spotted monkey flower), 1785 nucleotides long. It is a transcript of the gene MSR2, whose product is annotated as O-fucosyltransferase family protein. Lineage: Eukaryota; Viridiplantae; Streptophyta; Magnoliopsida; Lamiales; Phrymaceae. The record is from RefSeq and is a predicted model, not a curated record.
AACUGUCGGUGGUGAUCCUAAAAUACACGCAGUGAAAGUGUGAUUGUGUGUGUUUGCGUGUAUCGAUAAUCAUGAUUAAUCAAUCAAAAGCGUGCUCAUUAUUCUAAUUAUUCUCUACAUUUUCAUAUAUAAAACCUAAAAAUAGGAAGAAAAAAACUCAUAAGCGCCAACCAUAAAACACAGCAGAGCACACACUUAUUACUGCUCACUCUCACUUUCUCUCUCUAAAUCUACAGAUACAUUUAUAUAUAUAUAUAUAGAGAGAGAGAGAGAGUGUGUGUGUGUGUGUGUUUGAGGAAAGUGACUGAGAGAUCUGAAUCAAUGGCUGUGGAUCCGAGACAAGUACUGGCUGGGGUGUUGACGAUGACGAUGUUUGUAAUGCUUGGCAACAUGAUUAAGCGCGACCACUUCGAUUCUGCUCAUCCGGCUGUUCAUAAUACGAAUAAAGCUUCGGACCAUGGCCUUGCUAGCGUUACUAAAGGGGCUGAUGGCCCUUGGAAAGAAGAUGGCUUGAGCUUGAAGCAAUGUUGGCAAAAGCCAAUCUUGGAGGAGGCAAUUGACUCGCAAGGGUACGUCACCUUCUCGUUAACUAACGGCCCAGAAUACCAUGUCUCUCAGAUUUCCGAUGCAGUAGUAGUUGCUAGAUAUCUACGGGCAACACUUGUAAUCCCAGAAAUCAGAGGAAGUGAACCCGGUGACAAAAGGAACUUUCAAGAUGUCUAUGAUGUGGAAAAAUUCAUCGCAAGCCUAGAUGGUGUGGUCAAAGUUGUUAAAUCGAAGCCUAAGAUAUCAGCUAAAAAUCUUGCAGUAGUGAAAAUCCCUAAUCGGGUUACUGAAGAAUAUAUAGCAGAAAACAUAGAAACGGUUUUCAGAACCAAAGGAAACAUAAGGCUAGUUACUUACUUCCCAUCAGUGAACAUGAAAAAGAACAAAGAGAGGACCAAAACAGACUCUACUGCAUGUUUGGCCAUGUUUGGAACUCUUGAGCCCCAAUCAGAAGUUCGUGAAGUGGUUGACUCCAUGAUUGACCGCCUAAGAACAGUCAGUAAAAAGUCAAACGGACAGUUUGUGGCUGUUGACUUGAGGGUUGACAUUUUGGAGAAAAAGAGCUGUCUCAAAAUCAGCGGCUCUGGAUCCAAAAGUUGUUAUAGUCCGCAAGAGGUAGCUAUCUUCUUGAAGAAGAUUGGCUUUGGAAAGGAUACAACUGUGUAUGUGACUCAAACGAAAUGGCAUAGCAGCCUCGAUGCUCUGAAGGACUUCUUCCCAAGAACAUAUACUAAGGAAUUUCUAAUGCCCAUGGAGAAAAAAGACAAGUUUCUAGACUCUGAGUCUUCCGAAUUUCAGAAGGUAAUUGACUACUACAUUUGUUCCGAGAGUGAUGUAUUUGUUCCAGCUAUAUCGGGACUGUUUUACGCAAAUGUUGCUGGAAGGAGAAUAGCUUCCGGGCAGACUCAGAUACUUGUGCCUGCAAAUAUCCCUACUUCUUCUGCGGCUUCUGAAGAAUUCUUGUCACAUUAUGUUUCAAAAAAGAACCACUUUGCGUACUCAUGUUUUUGCUAAUUCAAGGAAACGGGCGAUCGAUUCUCCCAAUAUCAAAUUCAUUUAAAUGUUGUAUUUAUAAACUGGGGGAAAAGGUUUGUUUGGAAAUGUAUUGUUUUCGAUUUUAAGCAGAAGAUACAACUCUUUGUGAUUUGCCUAAAGGGGUUUUUGGUAGGCUGUGUACUUCUUAUAAUGUAACAGUUGAAGGUAUUUGGUUGUGUUGUAAAACAUUGUGUUUGUCGAUGA